This is a messenger RNA of Thecamonas trahens ATCC 50062, 1788 nucleotides long. RefSeq names its product carboxyl transferase. The transcript has 2 exons. The coding region runs from base 1 to 1788 and encodes 595 amino acids. Lineage: Eukaryota; Apusomonadida; Apusomonadidae. The record is from RefSeq and is a predicted model, not a curated record. Gene Ontology annotation, molecular function: ligase activity.
AUGGUGGCGGCAGCUCUAGGAAGGAGUUCGGUUGCGCUGCCUGUCCUGCCCUCGCCGCCGGGCCUCACAGCCGGGGCCGACUACGCCGCCAGGCGCGAGGCUAUGGCCGGCGCCGUGGAGAAGCUGGGCGAGGCGCUGGGCGAGGCAGGCUCGCCAGGCUCGGAUCGGGCGGUGGCGCGGGCGCACAAGGCCGGCAAGGAUCAUGCCCGGGCCCGGAUCGAGGCUGUGCUCGACCAGGACUCGCCGUUCCUGGAGCUGCUCCCGCUGGCCGGCCUCGGGCUCAAGGACAACAUCCCGGGCGGAGCCAACGUCGCCGGCAUCGGCUUGGUGGCAGGCGUGGAGACGAUGGUCAUUGCUGGGCGGGCAACCAUCAAAGGCGGCGCCAUCGACGAGGCAUCGGUCCGAAAGGGCGACCGCCUCGCUGCCAUCGCUGCCGCUAACCGCCUGCCCACCAUCACCUUUGUCGAGUCGGGCGGCGCUAACCUCCGCCAGCAGUUCAAGGUCUUUCAUGCCGGCGGCGCCUCGUUCCGCGACAUCACCCGCCGCUCCAAGGCCGGCAUUCCGUCCAUCGCUGUGGUCUGCGGCUCGUGCACCGCUGGCGGCGCCUACCUCCCGGGCAUGUCCGACUAUGUCAUCAUGGUCAAGGACAACGCCAAGGUCUUCCUCGCCGGCCCGCCGCUUGUCAAGAUGGCCACCGGCGAGGUGACCACCGACGACGAGCUCGGUGGUGCUGUCAUGCAUGCCUCGGUCUCGGGCGUCGCCGACUACCUCGCCGAGGACGAGCUUCAUGGCAUCGCCCUAGCCCGCUCGGUCAUGGCCACGGUGGCGUACACCAAGGCGACGGCGCUGCCGCAUAGCCACCUACACGCGCUCCCCGAGCCGCCGCUGUACAACCCUCAUGAGCUGCUGGGCAUUGUUGGCACCGAUCUCAAGGCCUCGUUUGACGUCCGCCACGUCAUCGCCCGCAUUGUCGACGGUUCGCGGUUUGGUGCGUUCAAGGCUGCCUUUGGCCCGACCCUUGUCACCGGCUGGGCCUCCAUCCACGGCAUCCCGGUCGGCAUUAUUGCCAACAACGGCCCGCUCUUCUCCGACGCCGCCAACAAGGGUGCCCAGUUUAUCCAGAUCUGCAACUACCGCUCCAUCCCGCUCCUCUUUCUGCAGAACAUCACCGGGUUCAUGGUCGGCACCGCUGCCGAACAGGAGGGCAUCAUCCGCCACGGCGCCAAGCUCAUCAACGCCGUCUCCAACUCGACGGUCCCGGCCAUCACCGUCAUCAUCGGCGCUUCAUACGGCGCCGGCAACUACGCCAUGUGCGGUCGCGCCUACGAGCCGCGCUUUCUCUUUGCUUGGCCCAACUCGCGCGUCGCCGUCAUGGGCUCGGAGCAGCUCGCCGGCGUCAUGGACAUUGUCGUCCGCGCCUCGGCUGCGCGCAAGGGCGUCGCCAUCGACGACGACUUUCUCGCCUCGCAAAAGUCCAAGUUCAUCGACCAGGUCGAGGACCAGUCCGACUGCUACUACGUCUCGGCCCACUGCCUCGACGACGGCAUCAUCGAUCCCCGCGAGACCCGUAACGUCGUCGGCAUGGCACUCUCCGCCACAUACUCGGCGCCACGCGCCCGGCUCUCGUCACCGGAGCACCUCGCGCUCGAGCAGCAUGUUCUCGAUCUUGCGACGCAGCGCUUCGGCCUCGGCCACCUUGCGCUCCAGCAUUCGCUGCGCCACGGCAACCACACCCUUGUGCUGCUCCAGUGCCGCCGCGUAGUACACCCGCGGCACGCCCAUGGCUAG